CCUAAUUAUUACCCUCACAAAUUCUUAAUCUCGCAGGAUUCAUAAUGCCAAACCAAAGGCAUAAGCGAUUAGACAAUUUCAAAGGCACAGUUAAAGAAUAUAUCACCUAUUUAGAGAACGAAGUGUUUCAACUGCGGCGUCGAGUUCAUCACCUGGAGCAGGUCCCCACGUCCAUCUUCUCGCCGACGCAACCGCAAUUGACCCCUAUGCAAAUCGUUAUCGAAGACCCCUCAGAGCGUCCAAAGAAAGUUACUGCUCGCGCGAACAAGUGGACUAGCAUGUUUUGGGAUGUUCUACGGCAAAACGAAGAGGGUUGGGCGACGCGGCGAAAACAAACCCUAACCUUUACAUGGAGUGGCCUGAUUGAAACGAUAAGUCGCCUCACAUGUAUGCGCUUCGAUGUAUGUGACCAGCUCCAGACGACACUCGGAGACAAAACGCCUCAUGAUAGAAGCACAAUUAGUAUCCUUCGAGGAUACGGUGGUUUUGUCAGCACGCUAGGAGAGAAUAGAAUUCACGCGACGCAGUUGUUCAACUUCGGCACGCUCCUCUUUGUUAGCCUUUCGAUCAUUGCAAUAGAGAUGGGUGUAUCCAAAAAAGAGGUGGACAAGUGCCUGAUGGAUCAUCUGCAGCGAAUUCAGGGCCAGUCGAACGCGUCCGAGAUUUGGUUAUCACACCUCCGCCAUACAGCGCUUAAGAUUAUCGCUUGGGCGCAUGAUAUGAGUGAAACAGCACUAAGGCACCGAGCUUGGGAGUUACUCUUCCAGUAUAUACCAUCCAUCCAUCAGACCCCAAAAGUAGUUCAAGGCUUUCGGGUGGAUCUUUCAGGUCUCGUCUUCGACCUAAGACCUCCUCGCGACGAGAUACAAGCCAAGGUCCCGUUCGAGAUACCAUAUCUCGUGAAGAUCAUCUUCGGCAACUAUUGCAGUCUCAAGACAAUCAACAAAGCCCUGGGAACAAAGCUGAGAGAGGACGUGUUCCAUGAGAGAUUAGCGACCCUUAAGAGUGGAGGAUGGACAAGAGGGGAUCCUGUAGUGGUGAAUGAUGAAGGCACCGCCGCUCACAUCUACUCCAUGUCCCAAGCGGUUCCCAGAGAUCAGCAGCCAAGUAAACUGAGGCACACAGAACUCAGCAGCGUGUUGGAAACUCCACAAUGCCAGCCAGAGCUAUCAGGCCCUGUAAAUCUCGCUCGUGCCGACUUUCUUGCUUCGGAGUUGAGUCCCCCGCGCUUACCAAUGCGAGAUGGUGUCCAAGACUCGGAAACAGCAAUCGUCAAUGAUAGCGGAGUCGAAGUAGCUAAUUCCAUGACCUUGCCAAUGUAUAUUGGCGAUUACCUCUCUGAAGGUGAUACGCUACAAUUGAAGGAUCUUGGGCUAGAUGGCCAGCGCUGGAGCGGGCUGGAAUUCAACUACUAAGCUAACAUUUAUAGAUGCUUUAGAACUGGUUGCAACACGCCGUUCAGUUCCAGCCACUGAGCUCUUUAUAUUUCUGUCACAUUGGCAGCGUGUCUAUUAGUGUUAUAAUGCAUCGAGAAC
Molecule: messenger RNA, 1535 nt
Organism: Verruconis gallopava
Lineage: Eukaryota; Fungi; Ascomycota; Dothideomycetes; Venturiales; Sympoventuriaceae
Exons: 3
Coding region: 45-1415 (456 amino acids)
Source: RefSeq, a predicted model, not a curated record